Aspergillus fumigatus Af293 is the source of this 531-nucleotide messenger RNA. RefSeq lists its product as uncharacterized. NCBI's taxonomy places the organism in Eukaryota, Fungi, Ascomycota, Eurotiomycetes, Eurotiales, Aspergillaceae. The record is from RefSeq and is a predicted model, not a curated record.
AUGCCUUGUCGGGAGGACGAUGGAGUAUGGCCCAGCCAUCCCACCCGUCUUGUCUCGUCUCGUCUCAGCUUGAACCAACCUGCCCUGCAGGGAGACAGACCUACUUGCCUAUUUGCACUUGCAUCGGCGGUGGCGACUCGGACACAGAUAGCCUGGUAUACAUUCGGACAACCGCUGGGAGCACCUAGAGUAGUAACCGUGAAGAACGGUACACCCAAGCCUACAGCCUGCGCUUCAAGCCAACAGCCUCUCAGGGUAUACAAAACCCGAGCAACCUCGAACCUUAGCGGCUUCUGCACGCGAGACAAAACGGAAGAGAAAAAGCCAAUCUACCACCCUCACCGGCCGAGUCCAGCACUCCAGCAGUCUCCACUAGCAUACUCAUCGUCUGACCCAACCCCAUCCCGGCUCGAGCUCUGGCUCUCAAGGACUGGACUGGGAGUUUACCUUUGGUCCGAGGUCUCCUACCCCAGCCUAUCAGAUCAGAAAAAGAACGAAAGUAACAAGAGAGUAACAGGGGUAAGAAAGUAA